AUGUCCCUCUGUGUCCCCCUGUGUCCCCUCUGUGUCCCCUCCCGGGCUGUCCCACGGAUCCCGAAUUCCAGGAAAGUGCUGAGCAAGCUGCACCUGCGGCUGCCCGAGGAGCUGAUCCAGGGGCUGGUGCGGAGCCAGCCGGGAGCGGCCGAGCAGCUCCUGCAGCUCCUGCGGGACAAAAUCCUCCAGAGGCAGCGGAGCGGCCAGGGAGGGGCUGGGAAGCCCCCAGCAGAGUCGGCAGCGCUGGAUGAGGGCAGGUACCUGGACACAGGCCAGCCCAGGCUCCGGAGGGAUUUGGGAAGGGGCUGCAGCCAGGAAGGCGCUGCCAGGGGGGUGACAGUGACAGUGCCGGCGCAGACCGGGGCUGGCCUUGGGGACAUGCGACAGCAGCUGGCGGAGCGCGAGCAGGCGCUGCAGCUGGCGCGGGACACGAUCCAGAUCCUGCAGGCCAAGGUGGGGCGGCUGGAGCAGCUCCUGCUCCUCAAGAAUCUCCGCAUCGACGACCUGAGCCAGCGGCUGCAGCAGCUCCAGGGCCAGCGCCGCUGACAGGCGACAGCGACACCGCGGGGUGGCACCGCGGGGACAGCCCGGGCACAGCCCUGGGACAGCUCGGGGACAGCCCGGGGACAGCUCGGGGACAGCUCGGGGACAGCCCGGAGCCCGGAGCGGCGGCGGCGCUGGGAAUAAAGAGUUGGAUCCUGGA
This is a messenger RNA of Serinus canaria (Common canary), 703 nucleotides long. RefSeq names its product sperm flagellar 1 (gene SPEF1). Lineage: Eukaryota; Metazoa; Chordata; Aves; Passeriformes; Fringillidae. Bases 1 to 546 code for a protein of 181 amino acids. The record is from RefSeq and is a predicted model, not a curated record. The transcript is spliced from 5 exons.